Alnus glutinosa is the source of this 827-nucleotide messenger RNA. Its product is annotated as hydroxyproline O-galactosyltransferase GALT2-like. The record is from RefSeq and is a predicted model, not a curated record. The transcript is spliced from 2 exons. Gene Ontology annotation, molecular function: carbohydrate binding. NCBI's taxonomy places the organism in Eukaryota, Viridiplantae, Streptophyta, Magnoliopsida, Fagales, Betulaceae. Bases 25 to 339 code for a protein of 104 amino acids.
GGACAUGGAAGAUGCAAAAAAUGGAUGCGGAAUGAUAUUGUAGACUCAAAAGAGUCCAAGACAACCUCAUGGUUUAAGCGAUUUAUAGGGCGUGAGCGAAAGCCAGAGGUGACCUGGCCAUUUCCUUUUGUGGAGGGCAGACUGUUUAUCCUGACCCUACGUGCUGGCGUUGAUGUGUACCAUAUCAAUGUUGGGGGUCAGCAUCUGACUUCAUUUCCAUAUAGGACAGAGUUUACUCUUGAAGAUGCAACAGGACUAGCAAUUAAAGGAGACGUGGAUGUUCAUUCAGUUUAUGCUAUGUCUCUCCCUACUUCUCAUCCGAGUUUCUCACCUCAAUGAGUAUUGGAAUUUUCAGACAAGUGGAAAACCCAUCCUACACCCAAGAGCAAGAUUCAGGUCUUUGUUGGAGUGCUAUCUGCUACUAAUCACUUUGCUGAACGCAUGGCUGUUAGAAAAACUUGGAUGCAAGCUACUGCUAUCAAGUCUUCAAAUGUAGUAGUUCCAUUCUUUGUUGCAUUGGUAAGGCUUCUGCAUUGAUCAUUAGCAUGCAUCCAAAUAUGGUGUCAAAAUUUAUGGGUUGAUGAGUUAUCUUCCAGGAUCAAUUCCAUAUGAGUUUAAGGAAUAGAACGUGGCCCUAUUGACAUGCUUGAAUAUGAGAGUUUUCAAGGAUAAUAUUGAUGCCUAACCUAUUAAGAAUAUAAUAGAUAGUGGCAAAGCACAGAAGUCUGUUUGAAACAUAAAUGUAUAGUCCAUAUCUGAACAUUGUCAAAUGCAUGCAUAAAAUGUUUGUGGUCUAUAGGUGCAAAAUUGCAUUUUGAUGAGCAUAU